AAAGUUCCUAAGGGCAGGAAAGGAAGGGAAAGUCAGGAAAGAGAAAAGAGAGAGGUUUCGCGGCGGCUGCUCGACUCGACCACUUUUGCCUCCCGCGGGCCACCGUCGAGGCCUCCAAGCGUCACGGCCGGCGUGGGCGCGGAGCAUUGUGGGUAGCAGCGGGUCGGACUGCAUCUCCGGAAGAUGGCGGACGCCUUCGGGGAUGAGCUCUUCAGCGUGUUCGAGGACGACUCCGCCGCUGCGCCUGGAAGCAGGAAGGACAAGGAGAAGGGGAAAUGGAAGGGGCCUCCGGGGCCGGCGGAGAAGGCCGGGAAACGUUCUGAUGGGAAUUUACAAUCCGAGUCAACCAGUGUUGGAAAAGCCAAGAGAAAUGUGGAUUUUGAAGGCACAGAUGAACCCAUUUUUGGAAAGAAGCCCAGGGUAGAAGAGUCAAUAACUGAAGACUUAAGCUUGGCUGACUUGAUGCCCAGGGUGAAGGUGCAGUCAGUUGAAACUGUUGAAGGGUGUACACAUGAGGUUGCACUUCCUGCAGAUGAAGAUUAUAUACCACUUAAACCACGAGUUGGAAAAGCUGCAAAGGAAUACCCGUUCAUUCUUGACGCUUUUCAGAGAGAAGCCAUCCAGUGCGUUGACAAUAAUCAGUCUGUUUUAGUGUCUGCACAUACGUCAGCCGGAAAAACUGUUUGCGCCGAGUAUGCCAUCGCAUUGGCCUUAAGGGAAAAACAGCGUGUGAUAUUUACCAGCCCGAUUAAGGCUCUGAGUAACCAGAAGUACCGUGAAAUGUAUGAAGAAUUUCAAGAUGUGGGUCUGAUGACGGGAGAUGUUACUAUUAAUCCUACAGCAUCUUGUCUUGUUAUGACCACAGAGAUUUUGAGAAGUAUGCUGUACAGAGGUUCUGAAGUUAUGCGCGAGGUUGCUUGGGUUAUAUUCGAUGAAAUUCAUUACAUGAGAGAUUCAGAGCGUGGUGUGGUGUGGGAAGAAACUAUCAUUUUGCUUCCUGAUAAUGUCCACUACGUCUUUCUCUCGGCUACUAUUCCAAAUGCCCGACAGUUUGCUGAAUGGAUUUGCCACUUACAUAAGCAGCCUUGCCAUGUAAUUUACACAGAUUACCGGCCUACUCCACUGCAGCACUACAUCUUCCCGGCGGGGGGAGAUGGCCUGCACCUUGUGGUUGAUGAAAAUGGUGACUUCCGAGAAGAUAACUUCAACACCGCAAUGCAAGUUCUCCGCGAGGCAGGGGAUCUGGCAAAAGGAGAUCAGAAGGGUCGAAAAGGAGGGACAAAAGGACCAUCAAAUGUGUUCAAGAUUGUGAAGAUGAUUAUGGAAAGAAAUUUUCAACCUGUAAUUAUUUUCAGUUUCAGUAAGAAAGAUUGUGAAGCCUAUGCACUUCAAAUGACCAAAUUAGAUUUCAACACAGAUGAAGAAAAGAAGAUGGUGGAAGAAGUAUUCAGUAAUGCGAUUGACUGCUUGUCGGAUGAAGAUAAAAAGCUCCCUCAGGUUGAACAUGUGCUUCCUCUUUUGAAGCGGGGGAUUGGCAUCCACCACGGUGGUUUACUUCCUAUUUUGAAAGAAACGAUAGAAAUCCUCUUUUCUGAAGGAUUGAUAAAGGCGUUAUUUGCGACGGAGACUUUUGCCAUGGGAAUUAACAUGCCGGCUAGGACAGUUUUAUUUACAAAUGCCCGAAAAUUUGAUGGGAAAGACUUUCGAUGGAUUUCUUCUGGUGAAUACAUUCAGAUGUCUGGUCGUGCCGGAAGGAGGGGCAUGGAUGACAGAGGAAUCGUGAUUCUUAUGGUUGACGAAAAGAUGAGCCCAACUAUUGGGAAGCAACUGCUUAAGGGCUCAGCCGACCCCCUGAAUAGCGCUUUCCAUUUAACCUACAACAUGGUUCUGAACCUGCUGCGUGUGGAAGAAAUCAACCCCGAGUACAUGCUGGAGAAGUCCUUCUACCAGUUUCAGCAUUACAGAGCCAUUCCCGGGGUGGUGGAGAAGGUGCGGAACUCAGAAGAACAAUAUAAUAAAAUAGUGAUACCCAAUGAAGAAAGCGUGGUCAUCUAUUACAAGAUCAGGCAGCAGCUUGCCAAGCUGGGUAAAGAAAUUGAAGAAUAUAUUCACAAACCAAAAUAUUGCUUACCAUUUCUACAACCAGGUCGUUUGGUAAAGGUAAAGAAUGAAGGAGACGAUUUUGGCUGGGGAGUAGUCGUGAAUUUCUCCAAAAAGUCAAAUGUUAAGCCCAACUCCGGGGAGCUCGACCCGCUGUAUGUGGUGGAAGUGCUUCUGCGCUGCAGCCGAGAAAGCUUGAAAAACUCCGCUACGGAGGCUGCAAAGCCGGCCAAGCCCGAGGAGAAGGGGGAGAUGCAGGUUGUUCCAGUCUUGGUGCAUCUCCUGUCUGCUAUCAGCAGUGUUAGGCUCUACAUUCCCAAAGACCUUCGACCCCUGGACAACAGACAGAGUGUUCUAAAGUCGAUACAGGAAGUUCAAAAACGGUUUCCCGAUGGUGUUCCCUUAUUGGACCCGAUCGAUGACAUGGGCAUUCAAGACCAGGGCCUGAAGAAGGUCAUCCAGAAAGUGGAGGCGUUCGAGCACCGCAUGUACUCUCACCCCCUUCACAACGACCCAAACCUGGAAACCGUGUAUACGCUCUGUGAAAAGAAAGCACAGAUCGCAAUAGAUAUUAAAUCUGCAAAGCGAGAACUCAAGAAAGCAAGAACAGUCCUGCAGAUGGAUGAACUCAAGUGUCGCAAACGCGUGCUACGGCGCCUGGGGUUUGCCACUUCCUCCGAUGUCAUAGAGAUGAAGGGACGAGUGGCCUGUGAGAUCAGCAGUGCCGACGAGCUCCUGCUCACCGAGAUGAUGUUCAACGGCCUGUUCAACGACCUGUCCGCGGAGCAGGCCACCGCCCUGCUGAGCUGCUUCGUGUUCCAAGAGAACUCCAGUGAGAUGCCCAAGCUCACCGAGCAGUUGGCGGGGCCCCUUCGCCAGAUGCAGGAAUGUGCUAAACGAAUUGCAAAAGUUUCAGCAGAAGCCAAACUGGAAAUUGAUGAGGAAACAUACCUGAGCUCAUUCAAACCUCACUUAAUGGAUGUAGUGCACACCUGGGCCACGGGGGCGACAUUUGCCCACAUCUGCAAAAUGACAGAUGUCUUUGAAGGCAGCAUCAUCCGCUGCAUGCGGCGCCUGGAAGAGCUGCUGAGGCAGAUGUGUCAGGCGGCGAAAGCCAUUGGGAACACGGAGCUGGAGAACAAGUUCGCGGAAGGCAUCACCAAAAUCAAGAGAGACAUCGUGUUUGCCGCCAGCCUCUACCUGUAGGAGCCACAGGACGUGGGGUGGCCCAUCCACCUCCCGUCGGGUUGCAGAUGACCACAUGCACGAGCAGCGCUCGGCUCGCCCUCCCACGACAGUUGUCCUCAGACAUGAACACACGUCAUUUGAAUCAAGCACUAUCGCAGACAUUUGUACAUAAGCGUUGCGUUUUUAAUAAAAAUGUACAGGUGAGG
Messenger RNA from Myotis davidii, 3494 nucleotides. It is a transcript of the gene MTREX, whose product is annotated as Ski2 like RNA helicase 2. Gene Ontology annotation, molecular function: RNA helicase activity; ATP binding; RNA binding. The coding region runs from base 184 to 3306 and encodes 1040 amino acids. Lineage: Eukaryota; Metazoa; Chordata; Mammalia; Chiroptera; Vespertilionidae. The transcript has 27 exons. Gene Ontology annotation, cellular component: nucleus. Gene Ontology annotation, biological process: RNA catabolic process; maturation of 5.8S rRNA. The record is from RefSeq and is a predicted model, not a curated record.